Biomphalaria glabrata is the source of this 1194-nucleotide messenger RNA. RefSeq names its product cystatin-like protein. Gene Ontology annotation, molecular function: cysteine-type endopeptidase inhibitor activity. NCBI's taxonomy places the organism in Eukaryota, Metazoa, Mollusca, Gastropoda, Planorbidae. The record is from RefSeq and is a predicted model, not a curated record. The transcript has 4 exons. The coding region runs from base 194 to 541 and encodes 115 amino acids.
CUAUGUUUUUGUGAAAUAUCAAUAGGGAAAAUUUUUAAAAACUUAAUUAUGACUUUGCGAGGUAUAAUUCAUGCUUAAUAGGCUGUGGCUUUUCACCUUUCACGUACAACCACACACACACACACACUUCAUGGCUAUACCGAGAGAUACAUUUAGUUCGGUACACUGUUAAAGACCAUACGAGCAGCACAAGAUGAAGAGCGUUUUGCUAUUGAUGUUGACUGUCGCUCAUUGCACUAGUGCGAGCAGUGCCGGCAGCGAACGUCAGUAUGAAACCACGCUGCUUGACCCGUACGUGGUGUUUGCUAUGACCGCAAUCAAUGACUACUUCUGUGAGAAGGGAGACGACAGUCCCAGGGCAGCACUAAGACUGGUUAAGGCUACCUGUCAGCUUGUGGCCGGAAAUUUGUAUCGAUUCAUUAUUGAGGUGAGCGGUGGGCAAACGAUAGACGAAUGUACAGUUAAAGUAUGGAGUAGACCAUGGCUACCCAAGCAAGAAGCCACAAAAACGACAGUACUAGAUUGUGUACCAAAAAUUUAAUGUGUUUCUAUUUUGAAAAAGCCUUCUAGGCCAAAGUUUUGUCUAAAUAGUAAGAAACUCUUAAAUCAAAAUUAUAUUAGUGUUCAGUAUUCUGUUUCAUUGAAAUAAGUUUCUGCAUAAUGUAGUCAAGCUUUAAGGAAAGGUAUGCAGUUAUGAUAUUUGAUUAUAAUAUGACCACUUAGUUUUGACUUUAAAAAUGACCAAGAAAACCAAACUAAGCCUUUUAUUUAAAAAAAGUGAUCAUUUAAUGACUAAAAACUCAGAAUGAUUGGUGAACAAAUGAUUGACACUAAAGUAUAACAAAAUAGAUUUCCAAAAUGAAUGCCACAAACAAUUACACACACACACACAACAUUUUUUGUAAUGGUUAAACAAUGAGAUGAGAGCAUAUUUAUAGUACAGCAAUCAAGAGUAAAAGUACUUAGCUGGUUUAAAAUUCCUAACAAAUAUCUAAAACAAUUAGUUUGGACUUUUACAUAAAAAGGAAGACUUUCUACAUGAUUGGUAAACAGGUACUAAAGGAAUUCUUAAGCUUUCUCUUUGAUCCAUUGGAAUAUAUCUACAAAUUUAAGAAGUAAUAUAAAGACUGAGAUAUUGAAAAGUCCUUGUCUUGUUGAGUUGAUCUCAUCUUCCUGUGUAACUGACUCCUCUAC